Bacidia gigantensis is the source of this 2376-nucleotide messenger RNA. RefSeq lists its product as uncharacterized. The transcript has a single exon. The record is from RefSeq and is a predicted model, not a curated record. The coding region runs from base 1 to 2376 and encodes 791 amino acids. NCBI's taxonomy places the organism in Eukaryota, Fungi, Ascomycota, Lecanoromycetes, Lecanorales, Ramalinaceae.
AUGGCGGAGACGCCUCCACAACCCCCAAUCAUACAAGCGCUUGACGACAAUCCAAACGUUGGAGUUGCACGUCAUCAAGACGUUGUGUGCGCACUCGACCAUGUGCCGGAGCCUUGGACACCAAGCCAAAAUUCUGCUGUCGUCGGAGAAUCACAACUCAGUGCUGUUGAUGUUGCGCGUGAAUAUCUGCUUGAGGUUGCGGAAGCAUACGAGAUUCCAAAGAGCUUUCUAAGGAAAGACAGUGCACAACUUGCUGCAGGGGAUGGGUUGCGUGAUAGUCCUCCUGCCCUGGAGGCAAGGGAGGAACGAUUUCGAUUCAACAGCACGGCAAUCUCUUAUCAACAAACCUUGCUCGGACUCCCUGUCUGGGGCGCUGAAAUUAGUGUCACCUUGAAUGAGGACCAGAAGGUUAUAAAUUCUGUCAGCAGUGUCCAGCCACACGCCACACAGCCAAGGAUGCCUGGAGACAACGCCAAAUAUCUGAAGAGUAUUGAAGUUGAGAGUCUCCGCGAGGUACUAGCUCUCCGACCAGGCGAAGGCCAGAUCACCAUUAACCAGCAAAGCCUCCUGGUCUAUCAGUACCGCAAGGAUAAUAGACAAAUACUGGCUAGAGACCAAGGACCGUCUGAUGAAGCACACCAUCAGGUUCCAACAUUAAUCUUGAACCAAGUGCCGGAUAGCAUCCAAGAUGAAAGAUACUAUGUUGUGAGGGAAGUGCUUUUCAGUUACCCACCGCCUGGAUUCGGUACCCUCCAUUGGCGAACCUUCGUGGAAGUGGAGACAGGGGUAGUGCUCUAUUUGCGAGCCCUCACUACGGGCAUCAGUAACCCAGUCAAUGGCUCACUCUUCACUGUUGAUCCAAUCACACGGACAGGAAGCUCCGCGCCUUUGCCAACAGGCCAAAUUGACAAGUUGAAUCUUCUCCGUCAAAAAAUCCUACUUUCUCGUAUCAAAGUAACAAGCCCUCAGGCUCUUCGAGGUGACUAUGCCGAAAUCAAACAUUCUAAUCCACCCGAUAUCCUUGUUCCAACCAGUUCCAAUAAUGAGUUUGACGGGGAUGUCGAGUCAGAUACAUUUGCUGCAGUAAAUGGCUAUUAUCACAUUACAAGAUUAUUCGAACUUGUGGACGAAUUGGGCAUCGGCGUCAGUACAUUGUUUCAAAAUACAACUCUUCCAGUACCUGUGGACCACCGAGGCCUGAACGACGACGUCAAUGCCCAAGCUCCCGGAAAUACACUGGGAAACGGCUCGGGAGGAUUCCUUUUUGGCCGUGCUGCCCAGAACUCAAAAAUUGGCAUUGCAGCAGAUUUUCGUGUUACGGCACACGAAUUUGGUCAUGCUUUAUUGUGGAAUGCGGUGAGAAGCCCUAACUUUGGUUUCGCGCACAGCCCUGGGGACUCUAUAGCUGUCAUAUCUUGUGAUCCUGGAAGCCAAGCACCUGAUCGAUUCGACACCUUUCCAUGGAGCCCGAUCCGCCGGAGCCAUGGUCGAAAAAUUGCGGACGGUUGGGCUUGGGGCGGAGCGAAGUUCAUACAGGACACCUUUUUUGGGUAUGAACGCGAGCAAAUUCUUUCCACCAGCUUAUUUCGCCUCUAUCAAGCCAUCGGAGGGGACGCAUUAGGUAACAUCACAAAGCAAACUUGGGCGUCUAAAUACACAUUGUACCUUAUUUUGGGUGGAAUUGCUCAACUCACUCAAAAGUCGCCGGUACCUGAUACAUACGUGUCAUUCAUGAUAAAUGCAGAUAAAGGGAAAAUCCUCGGCUACCCUGCAGGAGCGGUUCGAAAAAUUAUUAGGUGGGCCUUUGAGAAGCAAGGAUUAUUCCAACCUGUAUCAGCUCCUUCGCCGGUGCAAAAGGAAGGAGCCCCUCCCCAAGUGGAUGUGUACAUCGACGACGGACGCAAAGGAGAAUAUAACUACGUUGCGGACUUCAACAACGCCCCGGGGAUUUGGAACCGACAGAAAGGUGACGGCGUGCAGGUCCAUCAGACACCUGUGAUCUCCACUACCAAUUUCGUCUAUGUUACUAUUCAAAAUCGAGGUGCGCAAGCAGCGCAAGGGAUUCAGGUGAAAGCGUACGUAUCAACAGUCGAGAAAGCCCAAAAAUGGGAUGCCCAACAUACAGAUUUCGCUGAGCUCACUUUGACCACACCUGACAACAUACCCGCCCUCGCUGCCGGUGGUAGUCUCAACGUCGGCCCUUUCAAGUGGACUCCAGAUCAAAAGUUCGCAAAGCAUACGCUCCUCGUGUCCGUCAGUGCGCAGAGUGACUUGUCCAACGUGGAUCCAAAUUCGAACUUGGAAUGCGCGAAAGGACCGAUUGAUCUGGACAAACUCGUUCCAUUCGAUAAUAAUUUGGCAAUGCGCACAGUCUGA